Molecule: messenger RNA, 1220 nt
Organism: Paramecium octaurelia
Lineage: Eukaryota; Ciliophora; Oligohymenophorea; Peniculida; Parameciidae
Source: the annotation of a GenBank genome assembly
AUGAUUAUUUUUAUUAGUGCAAUCUUGAAUGUUGUAAAUUCAUUUGUUGGAGAUCUAACAUGUUCAAGUUAACUUACUCAAAGCACAUGUUGGAACCUUGGAUACUGCUUUUGGGAUGGUUCACUUUGUUAGAUAGAAGACUGCUAUAAAAUAGAUGAAAUAGCAGCAUGUAGAGCAACCGGAGCUUUACACUCCCCAACAGUAAUAUGCAAUGCAAUUGAAAUGGAAUCAUAUUAGUAUCAAUUAUAUGCAAAUGUUUGUAAUGAACCGAGUGAUGAUCCUAAUGAAUUGGUUUAACAUUAUAUUAGAUACUAAGAGCCCAAAAGUGGGUAUCCUGACAAAAGUUCAGAUGGAAUAACUUUGGCUUUGUGGAAUACUCUUUUCCCACAAUAUGGAUAUAUAUAAUAGAUCUAUACAAUUUAAAUUUUAAAACAAAGCAUGGUGCAAUUGGAUUAGACUCUAGACAUAUACAUCAGAUAUGGAUCUUUGUUUUUAUACGAUACUUAUUGGACAUACGAUCAAGAGAAAGCCAUAGCAUAUAUGUUUUAGCAAUUGAGAGUAAUUUAUAAUUAAUAAUAUGAAAGGAUGACACAACUUUAAUAAACACAAAUAAAAAUCCAAUGAUUACAAAAUUAUGGUCUGUUGUUGAUAACUUGUUCGAAAGAUUUAGAAUAAUUGGUAGUAAUUAUACAGCAAUUUACCCUCUUUAUAGUAUAAGUUAAGUGUCUUUGUCAAGAUUACAAGCGGAAUUGUUGGGUCGCAAGCACGUAGCCACUUUCAAAUGGACAUAAUAUAUCUAGAAUGGAUAUGUUUAGCUUUUGGGUUAUGACCUACAUUAAUUUGGGUUUGAUGGUUAGUUGACAUAAGUUUACGAAAUUAAUGUGUAUGAUUCAGGACACAACCCAUUAGCUUUGACUUAUGGUAUCAUCUAUACCUUCCCUUAUGAUGUAUCCAUCUUGCCUACCAUUUACCUCUAUUCAUUCAAUAAAGCAACUCUUUAAGAAACUUAAAUAAGAGCAUUGACAAUAGGAACUUUUAAUGAUUGUAGUUAUGAUGCAAUAACUUUAAAAUCCACCUGCAAGAUUUAUCCUUUGACAGCAAACACCUAAUAUUUUAUUGGUACAUCUCUAACCGCUUGUGGGAGUAUUACUAAAAGAUACCAAUGUAAAUAGCCUCGCUGUUUAUGGACAGGUUCAAUCUGUACAAAUAAUCCCCCAUGA